GCUUUAAAUACAUAAGUUAAGUCAAUUAAAAAAAAAGGAAUCCAAGACAUUUGAUACGACAUGGAGUUUACCAUUUACAAUACAGAUAUAUAUUAAAUUAAACUUAUUCUUGGAAGCAGAUUAAUCCAUCCUGGAAGAAAAUUACCAUUCCUGAAAGUGUGGGAAAAACGUGUCAUAUUCUUAAACAAAGAAUGAAAGAGAUUUUUUUCGUUUGUCAUAAAUAAUUGUGAAGGUGUUAAUUGGAUUUUCUAACAGGUGUAACUACAAUGUAUUGUUUGAUGUUUUGGUCAUGUUUGACAGUUUAGAAAAUAUGUUGAGGCCAUGAGUCCUAGUUGUUAAACUUUAUGUGUUCUACUUUAAAGCAAUUCAGUUUUCUUUGAUAUUCAUUGAUUUUUGGAUUAUUAAAGUUUGACCUACAGUUGUAAAUGGAUUUGCCUCAGUAUAAGUGGACAUUUAGGGAUUAAUGAUUAAAUCGAGUAGUUAUUAAAAUUCUAUUGUUUGAAGAAAAGGAUAUAUAUUGUGUAGUGCAUUGACAAACUUUUCAAUGAAGACAUAUAUGUGUUAUGUUUAAAGUGUGGUGAUGUUGGAAUAAUUGUUGUGAAAAGAAAGAUAGAAUUAUCUGUAGAGAAACUUUUGAUUUUGAAUAGUUCAGAGUGAUUCUUUAAUAAUUGCUUCAGCAUAUUUGGAUUUGUGACACAAACUAUUUAAAAACUGCAGUAAUUGAUUAUCCAUAAUUUAUGUACAUACAUUGAUUAUUCAUAUUGAAUUACCUGAGGCCAGAUUUAAUUGUCUUGUAUGUAUGCACUUUUAUCUUAAUUUGCUGGAGAAAUGUGGAUGUUAAGAUGUCAAUAGAGUUAUCUCCCAUAGACUAAAAAAAAAUAACUUGGAUAAAAAUCAACAUGUGUCCAAUGAGCACAAAUAAUGAAGUAUCACUAGGCCCAAUGAAGCUGAAACAAAAAACCAUGUCUAUCUUGCUAGUGUUUGCCAAGGAAGAUGCCCAAAGUGAUGGGUUCUGGUGGGCAGCAGACAAGAUUGGAUAUAAAUGUUAUAUUGCCCACAAUCCAGAGACAGCCAUGGAGAAUUACCUGGACAAACAUCCAGAUGUUGUAAUCAUUGAUCACAGAAAUAGCAAACACUUUGAUGCUGAAGCCCUUUGCAGAUCUUUAAGAGCAACAGAAUCAAGUGAACACACAGUUAUAGUGGCAGUCACAAAACGAUAUGCGUUAGACAAAGAAGAACCAUCAUUUUUACCAUCCAUUACGGCAGGAUUCAAUAAGAGAAUUGUUGAAAGUCCAAACAUAAGUAUGUGUAUGAACGAAUUACUGACAUUAGAAUAUGGCGAAGUUCAAUCCCGGUUAAAGCUGAGUGCUUGUAAAGCUGUCUUCUCAGCACUUGAUAAUGUCUCAGAUGCUGUCGAAAUCUCUAGUGAGGACCAUGAGGUUCAGUAUGUAAAUCAUGCCUUUGAAAGGUUGACAGGAUAUAGUAGUGAAGAGGUUUUAGGAAAAAACAGUUCAGAAAUCGUCAAAAACGACCGUAACCGACCUGAUCUCAAUGAUACCAUAAAUAGCCAGCUAAAAAAGGGAAAGUACUGGGAUGGUAUUUACCAUACAAGAAGGAAAAGUGGUGAAAUCUUGCCUAGUCACUGUCAUAUCUGUCCAGUUCUUGGUCAAGGGGGGAAAAUAUCACAUGUUAUAUCAAUAAAGAAUUCAACCACAGAUACCUCACAUAUUUUAAAAGAAAGUACAGAAUUUAAUUUAGUUAAUGGAAGGCUAUCUCGACAGUCUAGUGGAUUACAUGGUGUUCCACGGAGGAAAGAAUCUAUAGCAAGGAUCCACUCAAUGACUAUAGAAGCUCCAAUCACAAAGGUGAUCAAUAUAAUAAAUGCGGCUCAGGAAAGUAGUCCAAUUACUGUUGUACAGGCGUUGGAUAAGGUGCUAGAAAUUCUACGAACCAGCGAACUUUACUCACCAUACUUCGCACAACAAAUGAAAGAUAAUGAUCCCAUGACUAGUGAUUUAGUCAGUGGGCUCGUCUCGCAAAAUGUAAAGAGGUCAUUAACUCCAAGUUAUUUAUCAGAUGUAAACAGUAACAGCAGUGGUAAACAAGGCAGUGAUCUACAAUCUAGACGACCGAGUAGGGCUUUGUCUUCCAGACAGUCGAGUCAUCAUUCUCAUCUGCACAUUCCUAGUCCAGUAACCUCAUCCUUAUCUCAGGUUCCAGAUCAUAUACAGGAAAUUCUGGAUAAAGAUUACACCUGGGAAUUUAAUGUUAUAGAAUUAGAAAAAGUUACCAAUAAAAGACCACUUUUAUAUUUAGGAUUAAAGACAUUAACUAGGUUUGGAAUUUGUGAUUUCUUUCAAAUUGAAGAGAGCGUAGUAGCAAACUGGUUAAAACUGGUAGAAGGCAGAUACCAUAGUACUAACACAUAUCAUAAUUCUACACAUGCUGCAGAUGUCAUGCAUGCUUCAGCAUUUUUUCUAGAGAGAGAAAGAAAUAAGGCUGUUUUUGACCAAAUGGAUGAGAUGGCUUGUUUAAUAGCUGCAAUAGUCCACGACUUAGACCAUCCAGGGAGAACCAAUGCCUUCCUUGUCAAUGAGAGAAAUGAAUUAGCUAUAUUAUAUAAUGACCAGGCUGUUUUGGAGAACCACCAUUCAGCAUUGGCAUUCCAGUUAACGUGGAAGGAUGACUCUGUAAAUAUUUUCAAAAAUUUGGAGACAGAUGAUUACAAGAUUUUGAGACAGAAUAUUAUUGAUAUGGUCCUAGCAACAGAAAUGAAACAACAUUUCCAACAUCUAAAUAAAUUUAUCAACAGUAUCAACAAAGGUUGUCUCAAAAUGGAUGAAACAUCAUCAAUGAGUGGAAAUGGUUCACCAGAUAGUACCAUGAUGCUGAACCAGUUAUCUUCCCCAGAAAACAAGACUUUCAUUAAACGUAUUUUAAUCAAGUGUGCUGAUGUAGCUAACCCGUGCCGUCCAUUAGAUGUUUGUAAAGAAUGGGGGAAAAGAAUUGCUGAAGAAUAUUUUCUACAGACUGAUGAGGAAAAAGCCCGAGGAUUACCGGUGGUUAUGCCUGUUUUUGAUAGAAAAUCUAUACGAAUACCAAAGUCCCAGCUUAGUUUUAUUGAUGUCUUCAUCAACGAAAUGUUUGAAAGCUUCGAUGAUUACUGUGACAUACCUGAGUUAAUAACACAUCUCCAAACAAACUAUCAGUACUGGAAAGAAAGAGAUGAAGAAAUCGGUGAAAAGAGUGAACAAGAAAACUUACCAAAUGGCACAACAGAAGAUGACACGUAGCAGACGACAUGCUGCCUAGUUCAUAACAUGUCAUCUAUCAAUACCUCAUUCACAGUUCAUUGAUAUCAUACAGAGAGAGAGAGAGAGAGUUGUGGUGAAAAUUUCUCCAGUCAAGAUUCCUGAAAUGAAAGGAAGAAUGAUAUUUAAGUCAUCGAAAAAAUCAGCAAUAAAACAUUGAGUUUAUACAGAUCUUUAAUCGUGUGUAUAUAAGGAGGAAAUUUAAAUCCAGAUAGCUGAUUACGUUCCCAGAAAUAGAAGAUUUAGUCUUGAGGGAGAAAAUCACAACUUGAUACACUACGUAAUUUGGUGGAAAACCAAAGCAUUUACUGUAGAUUAUGAAAAUAUAUUAUGUAUUGGGAAUUCCCAGCAUCAGGCGGUGCUUAUUACAGACUGAUUUCCUGUUGUCUGUUAUGUUUGGUACCCAUUUGUGUAAAUAAAGGCUAGAUUUCCUUGUCAUGACAAGAAAUGGUUUUCAUUCCCUCCAAGAGUGUUAUAAAUGGGGACCAGUAUUGACUUGCAUGAAGGUAUCUGCUACAAUGAGUUUGUGUGAACAAUGAAGGGGAACCAGUCAAGCUUGAUUCUUUUCAGCAUUUACUUUAAAAUGUCAUGUGUGUUAUUGUAUGAAUAGUUUUUUAUUUAUUUUUUGUGAUUUUUCUAAGAUAUGAUAAUGCUUAUAAAGUUUCAUAUUGUGACAUAGCUCAUAUUCCAAAGAGUAAUCCUUUAAUCAUAUAAACCAAGAUAAUAUGGCAAACUUUUUACUAUUGAUAAUACUGCAUAUAAAACACACCAAAUGUCUUGAAUUGUGAUAUUUUUUUCUUCUUUAACUCAUUACUCAAAUGCCAAAAAAUGGGUAGGGUAUGCCAAAAUGAAUAAUUUUCUCGACCUAAUACCUAAAUUUGGAUAAUUUGGGAUGCAUUCUCAAAUCGUUCUUCAUUUUAUAUCUUACAUUAAAUUAUUUGGAAUUUAUUCUCGAAUUGUUCUCCAUUUUAUAUCUUACAUUGGAUUAAUUGGGAUGCAUUCACAAAAUAUAAUAUAAUAAAUUUGUUUUCAAAAGGAAAGUUACUGGUAGUAUGUACUAGUAUAAAUACAGAAACUAAAAAAAUGGAAUGCAGUGUACGAUUGAUCUUCUGUAGCUUUAAGAAUGAUGGGGCAUUUGGUCACAGAGAGAUGCAACAGAUAUAAAUGGGGCAUAUUAAAUACGUCAAUCAGAAAAUAACUGGAUAAAUUUUUUAAAAGUUAUGUCCUUUUUCAGGAGCCUUUCAUCCCCUUUUAAGGAAAUAAUGUAUCGAGUCCAGUAAAUGCUUUAACAGUAAUUCUUUUGAGGGUAGAACAGACAGAUCAACCUUUUGUUUUGAUUUGCCAGUCCUUGUUUAUCCUGAUACCAUAAGGAUCUUUACAAUUAUUUUGAGAAGGAAAAUUUUCUGGUGAAUGAUAAUGUAUCCAUGGAGUCUCUAAGAAACUGCUGAUUAUGCCAACAUAAAACUGUUAUAUCAAAUCAGUAUUGCUACCUCACAUGUUACAAUAAACCAUAUAAGUAACGAAGUGACAAAGAAUUAAAUAAUCUUUAAAAGAAAACAAAAGUGUUAUGUAGUCGGGCAUAUUUUCUGUAUGCAGUUUAUAUUUGUAAAAUUUCAUUAUUAUUUUGUAAAUUUUACACAAACAAAGCAAAAAGUACUUUCCAAUAUUCUUUUUAUGCCCCACCUACGAUAGUAGAGGGGCAUAAUGUUUUUCGGUCUGUGCGUCCGUUUGUUCGUCCGUCCGUCUGUCUGUCCCGCUUCAGGUUAAAGUUUUUGGUAGUUUUUGAUGAAGUUGAAGUCCAAUCAACUUGAAACUUAGUACACAUGUUCCCUAUGAUAUGAUCUUUGUAAUUUUAAUGCCAAAUUAGACUUUUUACCCCAAUUUCACGGUCCACUGAACAUAGAAAAUGAUAGUGCGAGUGGGGCAUCAGUGUACUAUGGACACAUUCUUGUUUUUCUUGGUAUUACCAUAAUUUAAGAAUAUUAAUAUUACUGCUGUGCAGUAUUUCAUGAGCUAGAUAGAAGAUCCUUUCGACAUCCAUUGUUUAACAUAUGAAUGUAAGCAUGACAUAUUGUACAAGGAAUUCUCCAUAGUUAUUGUUAAACACGUUACACUCACACAUAGUGAUUAUAUCAGUAUUACAUUUGAGAAAUAUCAUUAACUAGUAAACAUUGCAUUACAUCAUACCUAUUUCUGUCUAAUUUCCAUUUCAAGCAAAUUGUAAAUACCACUUAUAUUCAAUAUUUGAUCCUUUUAUUAAGUCAUAUUGUCAGUCAAAAGUCAAACACAAAAGAAAGUUUUGUACUAAAAUGCUACAUUUUUUUUAAAUGAAUUGUGAUAGUACUUUUAUUCCUGGGUUUAGAUCUUUAGCUGUUGGUGGAAAUUUCAUUAUAGUUUGUUGAUAUUUUUAGGGUUUCAGGCGGUAACAAAUGAGAAGAUAUUCAUUUUGUUGGGUGUUCUUGAAUUUUGAUUUGCCUUAAAAUCCAUGAAAAUUAUAACCCAUGAAUAAAAGUACAUCUCAAUAUUUAUAGUUUAACUGUAAGUAAACAAAAAUUCUAACUGAAAUUGCUAUUGCCUUGGUUACUCUGAUCUCUAGUCUAGUUAUAAUGUGAUAUACAGUGUACAUUUGUCUUUGGGUAUCUACAGUAUUGCCAUGGAAACAGGGUAUACAACAUACAUAUAUUUUAGUUUUAGCAAAAUAUUGUAUGAAACUGGUUUAAACUUUCCAAUAGUAACUGUGGCUCCGUAUUCAUUCAACAUGGCCAUAUUUGCAUAUUUGUUACUUACCUUAAAAAAUAUAAUUGGGUGAAUGUACCUAUUUAAUUCAUUUAUAACAUUUUUUUUGUGUCAAGGUUAGACAUUUUUAGGUAAAUUUUUAAAUUUAUAAUGGUAGAUCUUGUAACAUUGAAUGGAUUCAGUCUUAAUGUAGAAAAUUCAUAUAUAAUUCCAUAUUGGUUGUUUCUGCAAGAUAACUGUACAAUGUCAUUUUUGUCGCAGUGUUUAUUUCUAUUAAUCAACAGUUGUGGCGUUUCACAAUCAUGUCAGAAACAAAUUUGCAGGUUUAUACCCAAGCAUCAUUAUUGAAAAGAAUAUCUUUUCCAACCAUACCCGGUCCCAUCAUUAAGUUUUUUACAUGUAUCUAUUUAGCUAACACCGGUAAAUAAUUUAUAGGUAUCUUAUUGACUGUAUUGACAGUAAUGUACAUUCUGGUGAAUAUUAUAUUGUAAUAUAUUUGUCUUAGAGAAUUCACUGUACUAUUUAUAUAUAAGAUUUAUAUAUAUAUUAUACAUAUAUUAGUAUAUAUUUAGCCUCUAAAAUUUUUAAUGUUCUAUAAAUAACUGGCUCAAUAUACUGAAUCUGCUGCUAUUCAUCCAUCCAGUUGUUCCACAAAUUUUUACCAGUGCUACAAUGUUCAUUCAUGCCUUUUUACGGUAAAGAAUUUUUAAUUUGAUUAGAAUAUUGCAGCCUAAUACACAAAUUAUGUUUUUACCGAAUCAUUUUUCAUUAAUUCGUUGACUUUUUUUAGGUUAAUAGUACUACUUGAUUUGGUGCUGUGUUUUGACUACCAUUUUUCUUUCCUUUUUGGUAAUUUUAUUUAAGGAUUAUACAGUUAUGAAAACUGAAAGAUAAAAACCUCACAAGCCCAUUUCAAGGAGGGGGUAUUACAUGCAUACAAAUUUGUAAACAAUGUCAAUUACCAGAUCUGUUUUAUAAAUAUUUAAUUACGAGUAAUAGUUUUUGCUAAUUUUUUUGCAUUUGAUUAGAACCCAGUAGUCUGUUUAAAAAAAAUUUCAAAGCUUUACUGCAUUGAAACAUUAUAUUGUAAUUUAAUCAAACUUCAUAUGUUUUAAACAAGAAAGUUUAAUGUAUUCAAGCAGCAAAACAAUCUGAAAUGUUGUAAUAACUAAUUUGGUUACUAGAAAAGACUUACUUUAAGCUGUAUAAAAAUUGAAUAUAUGAGGAUAUUUUUAAUUUCAAAUUUGUUUUGAAAAGCCUACUUUCAGUGUGAAUGAGUAUCUUGACUAAUCAGCUUUUAAUGAUUUUUUUCCUUUGCUUGGCUGACUUCGGGCAGAAAGUAUAGUUUAUUCAGUUGUUUCAUUUUCUAGUUACCUUAUUUAGUUUUUACAUUUUUUAGUUGCUUAAGGAGAUAACCUUCAACCUUUCAAUAUAAUUUUUGAGGAGUUUCACAAGUUAUACCACUUCCUUAUUAAAAAAUAGUUUCUCUAGCUACUGCCAGUCCUUGAAUUUUAGUCCGAUAAAUUGUACAACAUUGCUGAUUUUUACAUAUCAGUUAAAGAAAAGGGAACCAGUUUUGGCAAUCUUUGGUAAACCUAUAUUUUGUGCCCGAAGUAUGCCUUUAUUAAAUUAUGUUUCUGAACCGAAAUAUCUACCUCUUGGUCGAUUCUACAUCCCUUUUGACAAUGGCAUAAGGGGAGGUAAUAUUUACCAUAAUAAAAGGGAAGGGAAAUAACUCCAUGGCUUGAAUUUUGUUAUUGUUGAUUAAUUUUGUUGAAUAGAUUGUUCUGUGAUAGUGAAAUAAUAAAAAAUGGCAUCAUGUCUGAAAUUAAUAUGAAAUUAUUUAUAAAGAUAAAUUUAAUUUUAUAUAUUUUUCACUGUGAUCAUAAGUUGACUUGUUUGUCAGAAUAAGAAUUUUGAUCCAGAGUUUGUGGAUAUCUUUAAAAAGGUUUUACAAGCAUUAUGUAACCUUUAAUAUUAUCAUUAAAUAUUGCAGGUUUUAGCAUUCUCAUAUUAAAUGUAUAAUUAAACAUUGUCUAGGGUUUACAUUGUGUAGCAGUCUGCAGUUUUUUAUGUUUGAUAUAUUUUAUAUAUGUAUUUCCAGACUGAGGUAAACUUAGGGAAAAAAGUACUAAUGUUUCAUUCAAAUAUUUAUCUUCUUUUAUGUACUGGUAAUGUGCAUAGGGACAGUUCUAACCUUUGAAAAAAUGUAUGAAAUCAUGAUAAAACUCUUUGAAAAAAAAAUUCUAAAAAUUUCAGAUUGUAGCAUGUAGACUUGUCCACAAACUUUUGGAUCAAAUCUUGAAAAUGUAAGGUUUCAAUAAUAUAUAACCAUACAAAAAAAGUUAUUAAUUCUUUUGUUUGUUUUGUUUCUAAGACUUUCUGAGUGAUGAUUAACAGCAUGAAUUCAUUUAAAUUUUUCAUUGAAUUUAUAGUUUCAUCAUUAAAGCUAAAGUUAGUUUCGCUGUGACUUUUUACCUAGGCAAAUUUUAGCUGUUUUUUUUUAUGGUUUCUUGAGAAUGUGUAAUGUUGUUAUCAUCUUUUUGAGGUAUUGCUGCAUUAAAAUUUCUGUGGAUCAUCUAGUAGGAUCCCUACAUUUUUUUUCAAUGUAUAGUUAAAAUUACAGGAUAGUUUUUGCCUAGUUGUGACUUGUGAUGAAGUUGUUAUGUUUAUUAUGAAUGGUAUAUUGUGUAUUAAUCCAUUCAAAAGUCUACAAACUUUUAAUAAAAUGUUAGAAACAUGCUCA
This is a messenger RNA of Mytilus californianus (California mussel), 8793 nucleotides long. RefSeq names its product high affinity cAMP-specific and IBMX-insensitive 3',5'-cyclic phosphodiesterase 8B-like. The record is from RefSeq and is a predicted model, not a curated record. Lineage: Eukaryota; Metazoa; Mollusca; Bivalvia; Mytilida; Mytilidae. Gene Ontology annotation, molecular function: 3',5'-cyclic-nucleotide phosphodiesterase activity. The coding region runs from base 900 to 3293 and encodes 797 amino acids. Gene Ontology annotation, biological process: signal transduction; positive regulation of ERK1 and ERK2 cascade. The transcript is spliced from 23 exons.